This is a messenger RNA of Colletotrichum graminicola M1.001, 720 nucleotides long. RefSeq lists its product as uncharacterized. Bases 1 to 720 code for a protein of 239 amino acids. Gene Ontology annotation, molecular function: protein-L-isoaspartate (D-aspartate) O-methyltransferase activity. The record is from RefSeq and is a predicted model, not a curated record. Gene Ontology annotation, biological process: protein modification process. Gene Ontology annotation, cellular component: cytoplasm. NCBI's taxonomy places the organism in Eukaryota, Fungi, Ascomycota, Sordariomycetes, Glomerellales, Glomerellaceae. The transcript is spliced from 3 exons.
AUGGCGUGGCGGAGCUCAGGCGCAACAAACCAGGAGCUGAUCGACAACAUGUGGAAUCGUGGGCUCAUCAAGGACCAAAGGGUUAAGGACGCAUUCCUCAAGGUCGACCGCGCACACUACGCCCCCAACGCACCCUAUCAGGACUCCCCCCAGUCCAUAGGCCACAAGGCCACCAUCUCGGCCCCCCAUAUGCACGCCACCGCCGCCGAAUCCCUCCUCCCGUACAUUGUCCCUUCAGAGAAGAAGCCUGCGCCGCGCGUGCUCGACGUCGGGUCCGGGUCCGGGUACCUGACCCACCUUCUCGCCGAGCUCGCGGGGGAAAAGGGGCUCGUCGUAGGGCUGGAACACAUCCAGGCACUGCGGAACCUCGGCGAGAAGAACAUGGCCAAGAGCGCCGACGGAAGGUCCUUGUUGAAGACUGGCCGGGUGAGGUUUCGCGUCGGCGACGGGAGGAAGGGGUGGGUAGAGGCGCCUAAGGAGGGGGAAGAAGAGGCCGGAACUGGCUGGGACGCCAUCCAUGUCGGCGCCGCUGCGGUGGAGCUCCAUCGGGAGCUGGUGGACCAGCUCCGUACGCCCGGGAGGAUGUUCAUCCCCGUCGAGGACGACAACGGCCAGGGCCAGUAUGUGUGGGCCAUUGACAAGAGGGAAGAUGGCUCUGUUGUCAAGGAGAGGCUGUUCGGGGUUCGAUACGUGCCUCUGACUGAUGCGCCUAAGCCGUAA